CUUUUUGUUGCACCUCUUUGGCAUCAGCUGGUUACUGUUUACUAUGGCCAUGGACAUGUCAUAGUUUAGCUGCGGUAAACCACCAUUUCAAAUGAUUCAAGUAAUUAUUUGUAUUUUUCUUGAUAUAUAAUUAUCACCUUUUUUGUUAAUGUUCUUCACACCAUUCUAUAUUGUUGUUCAGUUCCAGUCAUGAUAUGAUAUGAUCCCGGGAAGGUUAAAUCUUAAUUAUGAUUCUGUUGCAUAUUUUAAAUUUAUUUAUUUCUUGAGUUUAAGACAGAAAUAUAAAUGGGUUUAGAAUCGUCGAGUAUUUCAUCUCAUAAGCAAUGUUAUUCCUUGUCCACAUUGAUAAAAAAUGUUUUUUAUUUCUUUAAAUAACUUUAAAUUUAAUGACAAUGAGUUGGUUUGACCCAUCGGGCUUUGCUAAUUUAGCAAAGUCCGCAUUGAAAGAAGCUCAAAAGACAAUCGAUAAAGCUUUGGACAUCACUGAAGAAGAUGCUAGUAAAGCGCACAAUGUAUCUUCAAAAAGCUCAGACAUCAAUACUGACAGUUUUUUCUCAGCCUGGGACCUACAAAGUUCUCCUGCUUCUUUAGUCAAAAAGGCCUCAAAAAUGACGAAUAGUGCAAGUGCUUGGGGGUCAUUUACUGGGUCCUUUUUUGAAAAUCAAGGGAAAACUGAAGGAAGUAGUGAUGAUUCUAAAGAUAGCCAGUCUAAAGAAAUGGUUUCAAAUCAGCCAAAAAAAUCGCUUUCCCUUGAUCUUGGAGUGCUUGCGAAACCUAACUUGGUAGAUUCAUCUGAAAAAGUGGAAUCCUCUUUGAAUCUCCAAUCUACUCCUGAGGAAUCUAAUGAACCUGAUGGAGAGCAGAUUAGACAAGAAAUCAAGAACUUCCCUCCUGUAGAGGUCGUAAUGAGGAAGAGGGAACCGAGGAACACUGCAAACCGUCUUUCAGUUAUAUCUUCAGAAAGUGACAGAAGGUCAACAGAUAGUUGUGAUAUCCUGGGCUCUACACCUGAUUCAGAUCCAAAUACUAUGUCGACAUCGAGUUCGGUCGCCAAGCUGAGGCAAAGUGGCUCGUUUGAAUCUGUUGAAGUUCUUACUUCUCCAAGUUCUGUUGAUGUCCUUGGUUCUCAUUCAUCAGAACAAAAGAGUUCCGAUUCUGUGUCACCAAUCGAAGGUGAUGGUGUGGAAGUUAUACCAGAAGAUGAAGAUUCAGUAAGUGUCGAAGACUCUUAUACAUCUGCAUCUGAAGCUACUUUGACCGUUACACUCCUUGAUCCAACCAUGCUUAAGUCGACUUCUUCUCUUGAUACUUCCUUCACGGAGGCCAUGUCCCCAAGAGAUAACCAAAAUCGAACAUUAGGUGUUAUUACACACAUGGCAUCUGGUUCUGUGGAGGGCGAAUCUGAGAAGAAAGAACCAAUUAUAACACAACCCUCACGAUUGGUCGAUAAGAAGGAAGUACAUUCAAAAUCUGUUGAUUAUGGAAAUUCUCACCAAGCAAGAAUGGAUUACCAAGAAGUUGUUACACAAGCCCCUAGGUUGAGCGUUGGAAGGAUUUCAGAAUCAACGAGCAGUGAACCAGAUGGUGUGGUGCUAGAGACAAGCUCUUGCGAAGAGGGUACACUGAUGGGUAGCAGCGGUGAGGAGAAUACACUGCGGCUGGAAGGUGUGGGUGUUAGCAGUAUGCUUGCAGACGCCAUGACGGAGGUCAGGGAGCAGUCACCAAUCAGUUCGGAAAGAUCAGAUCUAGUCAAGAUUGGUUCGAGUGAACACACCUCUGGUGAUGAACUGGAAACUACCACUUCUUCAGAUAUUGAAGUAAUAUCUAGUCCUACACCAAAUGGAAGCAGUACAGCUUCACGCCAGAGUCCUUCUAAAUCAGCAUAUAAAUCUGUGAAUAUUGUCAAGAUACUCUCAGGAAAAGUGAAAGGUCAUCAUCGAGAACUCUCUGAAACAUCUAGUGGUGGUUCGGAUGAAUAUUCUGAAGUUGACAAAUUACUAAAGAGAAUUGCUGAAAUAACAGAGAUAUUAGAAGCAAGAGAAUCAAAAUUAAUAGAUUUAAGUAGAAUAAAUGCUGAUUUACAAGAGACAAAUUCAGAGCUCAAGAGUCAGUUAGAAAAGGAAAAAGAAUCUCAGGAAAUGAAAAAUAUGAGCGAAGAGUUCACGCAAAGAUUAGCUGCUUUGGAAAAGAAAUUCCAGCAAGCGAUUCGGGAAAAAGAAGCUCUUAAGAAGCAAGUGGAGCAAGCAAAAUCACUUGCAACAGAGAAGGAAGAAGAAUUGAAUAAAGACCAACUUAUUGAAGAAUUGAGGAGUGAAGGAGAAAAAUUAAGUAAACAACAGCUGACGCUGAACAAUGCAAUCAAAAAGCUGCGUGCUUCAGAAAAAGAAAAUAUCAAAACUAUUUCCAAUCUCAGGGAGCAAUUAAACAGUACAAAUCAGGAACUAGAGAGAAAUAAAAAAGCAAUAAGUGCCAAAGAAGAAAUGGAAAGGAUGCAUAUUGAGGCCGUUCACAAUCUGACAAAGCAGAAUCAACAAUUGGAGAAAGAACUAUCUCUUACCAAAAGUAAUUUAUCUACGCUCACAUCAACUCUGGUAUCCGCGCAAAAAGAAAUAAAAGAGAAAGAGGAAGCUUACAAAGCGUUACAAGAAAAGAUUAAAACGGAACAAGAUGAAGUCGAACAGACGAUGAGGCGGGAGAUGUCCACAGAGCUCGAAGCAACACAACAGCAAGUAAUAACCCUUCAGUCUGCUUUGGAGGAUAUGAGGAGGCAAAUGAUUGAAAUGCAAGAACAACAUUCUCGAGCAGAAGCCACCCAUCGUAGAGAAAGAAGCGAAUUGCUCUCCCGUGCUGAAGCAGCGGAAAGGAGAGCUGAAACAGAAGCAGAAACGGCAACUUUAGCAACUGCACCACUUGCCAGGCAAGUUCAAGUCCUGACUGAGCUCCAGGUUUCUGCCAGGGCCUCUUGGGAAGCAAGGGAGGCCCAAUUGAAUUCAUUAAUAGCCGAACUGGAGACUAGAGUUAGCUCCCUUUCUUUACGUGAGCGCAGCGUGAGGGAGGAAUAUGAAGCCUCAGCAUCUCUUAUUGCUUCACUGCAGGACAAAUCAUCCUCCCUGAGCCAGCAGAAUGAGACCCUCUUGAAAGAACUGGAUUUAAUGAAAGGGUCCAUGGAAAAGUUACGAGUUUUGAAAAAUAGUGAAAUGAAAAAGUUCCAGCAAGAGAAAGAAAGACUGAUAAAUGAUCUCGAAGCCAAAAAACGAGAAACAACUUCUUUAAAAGAGUUGCUUAGUAUUGAGCGGACAGCAUUGGAUGCAGAAAAAAGAAAAUGUUUAGCGUUACAGGAGCAGUUAAGAAAUAGUAGGAUACAGUCAUCUCCUCAAAUUGGGGCAAGUCCUAGAUCUUCACCGACUUUGAGCUUAGGAAGAUCUUCUAUUAGCGAAUCAUUUGCUAGCAACAUCUGGCCAAAUUUUGCUGAUGAUUUGCUUGAAACAUCUUCCAAUUCCGGUCGCUAUGAUGUAUUAAGACCAGCAAAUAACACUUCAUACAUUGAAAAUUUACAAGCACAACUUAAACUUAGAGAUGGUGAUAUUCAGCAACUUCAAUGGGAAAUAGCCAGGCUAGAUUCAGAAAAGACCAGUUUAAGGGAUGAAGUGUCAUCACUGACUGCGAAAUUGGAAAAGCUGUCAGGAGAUCUUUCAUCGUUUUCAUUGCUCAAGACACAAUAUGAUGCUCUCCUGCAGAUGUAUGGCGAAAAACUUGAAGAAAGCCAAGAAUUGAGAAUGGAUCUUCAAGAUGUCAAAGAAAUGUAUAAAGCUCAGAUUGAUGAAUUACUGAGCAAAAAAGAAGCUAGUCCUCCAGCAUCAUGAUGUGAAGUUAUAUAAAUAUUUUAAAUAUUUUUUUUUAGAUUACCAAAUCAAUUUUUGGAAACUUUGAUAUUUUAUUAUAUGUAUUAUAAAUGUGUAUAUAUUGAUGACUCCCCACUCUUUGGAUUAAGUUAUUAGGAUGCUGUAAAAAAAAAAAAAGUUAAACAUGAGUUUGUUUAGCAAGUAUAUUUCCUGCAUUUUAUUUAGGUAGCCAAAUUGUAGCAGUUGCAUUGUUAUGGGUUAGAAUUGUGUUGUUUUGUUGUUAAUUUUUAUUUCUGAGUUUAUGCUCAAAGUCUGUGAUAAUUAUGUACAUUAUUAUUUUUUGAAAGAGAGAAUGAAAUGUUGUUUUGAUUAUUAGUAAUUUUCAUGCUCAAUUGAAAAUAAAACUAACAAAACAAAACAGAAAUUAGCCAAUAUGUCUAUUAUAGUUCUAUAAAUCAAUUUAUUGAUUGCUUUUUGCUUGUAUUUUGUCGAAAUUAAUGAAUCGCAUUUUGACUCAGUACAAACACACAUAAUUAGUUGGUAUGUAUAUAUUUUACUAUACGGAGAACAUAAUCAACUAUUAUUUAAUAUAUUCUAUGUCAAUUCUGUUAUGUUUUUAUAGAUCAUACUAAUGUAAGUCUGUUAUCUUCAUUUAAAAUAUUUUAAAAGUUGGUCAUUUAAAUUUAAUAACCGUUUGUUCAAUAUAUUUGUAUAAUGAAAACUAUUACUUAUUUUUAAUUCAUAUACUCUUUGUAAAUAUGUAAAAAUAGUAUAUAGAAAAAAUAUAUAUGGUUCAAGCAGUGUUUAUUGUCGGUGUUGUACUAUAUUAUUAGCUCAAAUAUCAAUCUUAUUUUUAUAAUUUCUUCAAUUUAAUAUCAAACUGUUUAUUAAAAUAUAAAAUAUUGUCUGAUAAGCUAUCUUAAAUAUAAGAUUUUCUGAAAGUAAUAUUAGACAGUUUAAUAUUCUUUGAAGAUCAGGAUUUUUACCAAUUACAGUCUCUCUAAUAUUUUAUAUUAUUUUAUUUUACAUCUUAUACCCAGAGAAGCUUUCGGUUUACUUACACCAUAUUCAUCUCUAUAGUUAAAAAAGAAAGAAAAAGGUAUAUGAUAUGAUAAUAGUUACAUGACUAUUAGAAAAUAUGCAAUAUGUAUGAAUUGUUAAUGUUUUUGAUUAAUGAUAUGUUGUAAUCGUGGAAGUAUGUUGGAGGUACACCGAAAGCUUUUCUGUAUAUGAGAUGUAAAAUAAAAUAAUAUAAAAUAUAGAGAGACUGUUAUUGGUUAAAAGCCCGAUCUGCAAAAUAUGAAAAAGAUAAAAAAAUGAUAUUCAAAGUUAAAUCUAGACUUUUUUUCUUUUAGUUUUUUAAACGAUUUUUAAUUUGUUUUUCUGUUAGUUGAAUCUGAUAUCAUUGUAAUGUUUUCCUUCAUCUAAAUUAACCCACCAAUAACACAAUUUUUGAUAAAAUGUGACAUUGCUUCUUUUCUCCCUUCGUAUUUAAAUAUAAUUCUGAAAAAUCAAACUAUAAAUACUGCGAAAGCCUGUAAGAACAAAAACUAAAAAUUUUCAGGAGUUGAAUAAAACUAAUUUUUGUUCUAUAAGCAUUAUAUUUUUGGUCCAAUUUUAUUUGCUAAAACAAAGAUGUAAUGCUCUAAGUAACUUUCUUGAUCGUAUUUUUGCCAAUUAAUCUAUCAUAGCCAUUACCUUUAACUUAUAGCUUUUUAGCUGCAUUGAAAAACAGAUAUUAGACAGGUACAGCCCCAGUUUAGAGUACUCUAUGACAGUUUGAUUUGUAACGUACUCAACUUUAUAUAGUUUAUAUGGUUCAGUUCUAGGAAACCUGCUGAUCACUUCGUUUAUGAGCUUCUUGCGACUUCGAAGAUUCAUUGAUUUGAAAAGAUGAAACUAGAGUUCUUUUUUCGUCCUAAGUUAAAUUUUCCAAUUAGUGAAAUCAAUUCUCUGUCUCUCACUAUCUGGAAUUAGCUUCUUUCCGGUUGCCAGAAGGUUUCGAUUGUUUUGAAGGCCGUUUAAUAUUAUAUUUCCACUUACCACUCUCCUCUUUGCUUUGUCUAGUUCCAUGGUAAGCAGGGCUGGCCUUAAGGCCAGGGAACCCGGGCAUUUGGCCAGAGGCGCCGGGCUGAAAGUGCCUGACAGUUAUUAGAAAUUAAAAAAGAAUACAAAGGGUACGAGAAAAAUUAAUUUUAGCCUAUUAAUGAAGCUAAUUGAUACUGUAGUCUAUUUGCAAAACGGUUUAUAGAUUCUAUAGUUAUAUAUGACCACCUUUUGUUGAUUAUUUCAUUAUGUUUUUUUGAUAAAGACACAAUCUCUUCUUUCAAUUUCGAUUAAAAAAACCUUCACUUUAACUUACAGUUUUUUACAUCACAGUUUGCUGGUUUUUAAAACAGGUCCUAGAGAAGAAAUGAAACAUCGUAGAUUUCAUUUUGUUGGGUCAGAAUAUGCGCCAGGUCAAGAUUGAUCAGAAAAGAUCAAAAUCUCAUUUUCCAAAGAAAUUUUCCUUACAGGCUUUUGCAGUGAGGUUAUUGAAAUAAGACAUAUUUUUUUACCAGAAAAAUAUUAGUGACAAAUGUUCAAAAAGACAUUAUUCCCUCAUUUUGUUUUUGCAAGAAAGUUGUAGUUAUUGAUUUAACAAAUAAAAAAUACGUUUUUUAUUUCCUCAAUGCUUUUGACAGUUGUACAAUACUUCAAACAUACCAUUAAUUUAUGAUUCAGUCAACUAACCAUCUUAUUUAUUUUUAUUUCUCUUAUAGAUUUUUAAUAUGGUUCUAGUUGCCCAUCUUUUUUGGAUGAAAUCUAAUCAAAUGACCUAAAGAUGAGUUUUUUUUCAGUUUAAAUAAUUACACUCGACUUAUGUGUCACAAUUUUAUUUUAAAAACUUUACUAUUAUGUUUUCUAAUUUCAUAGACAUUAUUAAUCAAAUUUAUGUAUACAUAAUUAAUAAUACAUUAAUUAUCACAUGCAGUAUGAAGAUACAUACAACUUGUUUGUUUAAGUAACUUUUCUUUUUGGAAAAUAUAUUUUUCUUGUUAUUUCGGUAAUUAAAAAUGUACAUGCACACAUAUUUACUUUUAAAAGUUUGGAAAUUUUAUUUCAAUUUAUAUUAUAUUAUGUACUGAAUGUUUCUAAUAAUAAUUGUAGUUCUCUUGAAUAUAUUCGACUGAUAGAGAUUUCUUUUAAUUUUUAUAUUAGUGGUUUAGCAUUAAUUUUUUAAAUAAAUAAUUAAUGAGCUUUUUAGAAGUUGUUUCUCCAUGUUCUAUCUUCUAUUCACUAUGUAUUAUUUUAAUUAUAUUUCAUCAGCUUCAAGUAUAAAUUGUAUUUAUAUAAUUGUUGUUUUUCCCUUCAAAUUAAGUAAGCAGUAAGUAACAGGAGGUCUUAAACCUAUUUUAUAUUUAAAUUCUUUUAAACCUUAUGCUUGUUAAUCAGUUUAUAAAACAUUCUUAAGUAGUGUGUUUUUGCAGUUUGAAGUUUUAAAAAUAGACUUUUUUUUAAAUCAAUGUUUUAUCAUUAAUUAUAUGAUGAAACCUUUUUUGAAUUUAAACUCUUUAAAAAUGAAAUUCAUUGUUACAAUUUUGAUUCUUUCCAUUGUUUUCAUCAUACUGUUGAAUAUAUUUGCAAUUCGCCUCAUAUUUCUUAUGUUCAUAAAUCUUCCUUCCCUCAAAUUAUAAGCCAUUUAUUAUAUGUUGGAUUAAAAAAAUAAAUAAAUGGAAUGAGAAAUAUAUUUAUGAACUUAAUAAUAAACACUGAAAUGUUGCCAUGCGAUAGAUGUAUUUUAAAUUUUUUACUUAAAAUGCACUCUGUAGCUAUUGUACAUUUUAUUAUAUUGAAUGUUUAUAUAUAUUGUUAUUUAUUUAUAAUGAAAAAAAUUGUUAUAGCCAAUAAACUAUCAAUGAUUA
Nezara viridula (southern green stink bug) is the source of this 7747-nucleotide messenger RNA. The record is from the annotation of a GenBank genome assembly. NCBI's taxonomy places the organism in Eukaryota, Metazoa, Arthropoda, Insecta, Hemiptera, Pentatomidae.